Vittaforma corneae ATCC 50505 is the source of this 1899-nucleotide messenger RNA. RefSeq lists its product as uncharacterized. The record is from RefSeq and is a predicted model, not a curated record. Gene Ontology annotation, molecular function: protein binding. The annotation marks the transcript as partial. The transcript has a single exon. Lineage: Eukaryota; Fungi; Microsporidia; Nosematidae.
AUGAAUAUUGUACGAAUGAGAAAGGCAUGCAAAGCAAUCUAUAACCUAGUUGUACUCAUGGGAGCUACACUCCAGAGCUCGGACAAUGGUGCAAACCCAAGUGAAAUCUAUAGCUUUGAUGAGUAUCCUGUGGAUGUCACUGAAAUAUCUAUAUGCAGACAAGGCAUUAGAUUUAUUGGCAGCGAUGUUGGGAGGUUAGUGAAACUAGAGAAGCUAGAUCUCAGUUUUAACAAUCUCGAGACAUUGCCACCCGAGAUAGGAGAAUUGAAGAAUUUACAGCAUCUGGGUCUAUAUGGCAAUAGGCUCAGAACACUACCAUCUGAGGUAGAAGAGUUGAAGAAUUUACAGCAUCUGGAUCUUAGAUACAACGAAUUUGAAUCAUUUCCAACAGUGAUAAGAAAACUAAAGAAUCUAGAAAGACUGAUUCUCAACGGUAACAAAUUUGGAUUAUUCCCAAUUGAGAUAGCAGAGCUGAAGAAACUACAGCGCUUGGAACUUCAUGAUAACAAGCUAAAGCUAUUACCAGACGAGAUAGGAGGGAUGAAGGAACUACAGACCUUGUAUCUUGGAUACAACGAAUUUGAAUCAUUUCCAACUGUGAUAGUAAAGCUGAAGAAUCUACAACAUCUGUUUCUUGGUGGUAACAAGCUUGAGACACUGCCAGUUGAGAUAGUAAAGCUGAAGAGUCUACAGAAACUGAAUCUUUUGAAAAACAGAUUUGAAAUAUUUCCAAAUGUAGUAGGAGAGCUGGAGAAUCUAAAAAUACUGAAUCUUAGUAAUAACAAACUCGAGACAUUACCAGACACUAUAGGAGAGCUGGAGAAUCUACAAGAACUGUAUCUUUUGAAAAACAGAUUUGAAAUAUUUCCAAAUGUAGUAGGAGAGCUGGAGAAUCUAAAAAUACUGAAUCUUAGUAAUAACAAACUCAAGAUACUACCAUCUGAGAUAGGAAAGCUGGAGAAUCUACAACAUCUGUUGCUUAUUAAUAACAAGCUUGAGACACUGCCAGCAGCAAUAGGAGAACUGCAGAAUCUGCGAGAAUUGAAUCUUGGUGGUAACAAACUUGAGACACUGCCAAUUGAGAUAGAAAAGUUAGCUGGUUCGUUGCGAUUACUGAAUUUAAGAGGCAAUAACAUUUCAGAGGUUGGAGAUGGAGAAAGGACUGUGGGAUGGAGAGAACUGAGAGAGAUAUUUGGGGAUCGUGUUGUGCUUAGCAGCGACAACGUUGAAUAUGAAGAAGAUGAAAUUUCAGUCGAGGACGUGUACAGAGAACUUAAGAGCAAGCCAAUGCACUGGAACUUCGAGAUGCUGAGAACACUCAGACCGCCGUCAGUUCCUGAGUUUAAACGCAGCGAGGAAGAAUUGGUGAGGCUGUGGAAUGGGAGCAUGUUUGUGAGGGAGUGGGACAGGCUGUGGCCCGGGGUCAUUGAGACGAUCGAGGCCAACAGAGGAGUCCUUGUGGCAGUGUAUGGAGAGGACUUUUCUGCACUGCUCAGGACAGAUGUAGACGGGGAGACCAGGAAUAGGAAUUUCACAGAGAUUGUUACAAAGGUUGCAGAGAACAAAGACAGCUACACCAGGGAACGAAACAUAUCAAAGCUCGCUGGUAAUGACAAAAGCACCUUUAUGGACAUGUGGGAGAAGAACAGCCGCAUGUUCAUAAUGGGCGACAACAAGAGAACAAUGGACGAGCUCAUACACCACAUCUACAAUCCAGACAAGGAGUACAGGAGGUGGAGGAUGAAGAAGAAGCACACAGGUCUGGCCAAGAACCUGCUUGGAUCCAUACUCAGUGUCCUUUCGAAAGAGAGUGAUGGGGAUGUGGUCUUCUCGAACAUCAAUGUGAUCUGUGAGGGGCUUGGGUAUUGUCCGGACAGACAGAUAUCCGAGAUGAUGUUU